Diaporthe batatas is the source of this 2021-nucleotide messenger RNA. RefSeq lists its product as uncharacterized. The transcript has 2 exons. The record is from RefSeq and is a predicted model, not a curated record. NCBI's taxonomy places the organism in Eukaryota, Fungi, Ascomycota, Sordariomycetes, Diaporthales, Diaporthaceae. The coding region runs from base 373 to 924 and encodes 183 amino acids.
GCCCAACCUACCAACCUGGCAGCCACCUCCCAAUCAUCACCACCGGCCGGCCAGCCAGCCCACGACAGCCCAGAGAAAAGUGGCCAGUCCCACUGCCCACGUCUUUCACACCUGCACCUUCCUGCAACGAGCCCACAGUAGCGUCUGUCAACCGUGAGCUUCCUGCGACCUUCCCUCCAACCGGUCGCGGCCAGUGUCCAUCCGCCGCAUGGCCUGCGAUGCGGUGAUACUGACUCAUCCACGUGCGAGUCUUGGUCAGCGUCGUCUGUCUGAUUCCGAGCAUCAGCUCGAAACCUGACGGGGCCCCUUCCUCCGCCCGACCCCCGGCCCCCCGAAUCCGGGCCCUGAACCUCCUGCCUGCCCCUUGAAACCAUGACCGAGAAAGACGAGGACCCCGUAUAUCCUCAGUACUGCUUCCACCUCUCUCCUACCAUCAACAGGUUCUGUCCUCUGAGGUCCAGCGACAUCGACAGUCUUACUACGCACCCAGGUUUCGAAGGACAAGACGUCUUCUUUCGCAGAAACCUUCCGCUACGAUGGGUCCGCAUUACCGGCAUGGUAGUCGCUGUCGACGAAUUCCCCCACCGCCGCAUCUACACUGUCGAUGACAGCGACGGCUCGUGUAUUGAGUGCGUCGCCGACCUACCCAAGGCCGAAUCUCACGACCCCUCGAGGGCUACCGGCCCAAUUGUCCCGAAAGAUGUCGACGUCGGCGCUGUCGUGGAUGUCAAGGGCGGCUUGGCCUUGUUCAGAGGUAAUAAGCAGAUCAAGAUUGAGAAGCUGGCAGUCUUGCGCUCGACCACCGAGGAGCUUGCGUUGUGGGAGAAGGCCAGGCAGUUCAGAGGCGACGUGCUGGACAAGCCUUGGAAGCUAACGGAUAGGGAAAUCAGGAGGUGUCGCAAGGAGGCAGAAAGGCAAGACUGAUCGACCUGACCUCCAAGACAUCCCUCAUUCCGGCAUGGCGCCAUCUCGACUACGUCUUGAACCUCACCGCGGGCUCCCAUGCAGACACGAUUGUUCCUAACCACAGCAACACAACCGCGUCCACAUUUUGAAGCUCGACGAGCACAUGCGAAGGAGACUCCCAGGGGUGACCCAAGUAACACUCCGCUAGUCUUCUACGGACGACAUGUCCGCUAGGAAGUCGGCGCCGACGCCUGGAAUUGCGUGCCUUGCAAUCGGCUUUGUUGCCGAUGUCUGCCUGGCCAUGGUGGACACAGUCGCGCAGCCCUAACGUGUAGGGCCGACAAGAGACCAAGGCCGUAUCAGUUCUCGCACCCCUGCCCAGCGUAUUGCGCAUGAGUGCGGCACAGGAUCUAGGGGUCGUACGCACGCCACAGUAACAGAACAACCUAUUUUCGGCACACGCCAAGCCUUAAUCAUCAUGACCGCCUUUGGGGCCCAAGUGCUCCGUAAGCGCACUACCAUUUGAGGAUAGCACUGCUACAUGGAUCGUGGAAACUUUCCAGGAGCUUCCUUCAUGAUGCAACAUUGAUGGUUCUUCCGAGACACCAGCACGACUUUGCCGAGUUGUCGGACUCAAAGAAGAGUCGCAGUUGACGAGAUGUGGCCUCGGACAAUUCACGCACCCAGCCCGAAUGCUCCAGAUUUAGCAGUUUUGAUAGCGACCGCGAUGGUGGUGGGGCCGUGGACCGUCGGAGAUGGCGGAUGGCGAAUCAUCAGGAUCGUCAGUGUGUGCGUUGGUGUGCGCGCGCCAACGUCGGAGACCCUGAGCGACGUGGACGUGGCACAUGGCUACGAUACACGAUGUCACGGUUACUCAGUAAUGUUGACACGGAAGCACCACGCAGUACUGCACAGGCUUUCUGGUCGACGGUUGUCCCGUAAGUCGUCAGCUGCCGAGAGUCAUUUCCGCGCACGAGAGCUGGUUGUUGGAGCAGAGCCGAGCGGUCUCCAGUAGUGCCUACUACAGGGGCCAGGCCGGAUUGUAGAUCUACGGUUGACAACCAGCGCCUUUUAUUUAAGCGCUGAACUAGAGAGAAUCCCACUUUUUUCUACCA